Molecule: messenger RNA, 2829 nt
Organism: Loxodonta africana (African savanna elephant)
Lineage: Eukaryota; Metazoa; Chordata; Mammalia; Proboscidea; Elephantidae
Product: olfactory receptor 5F1
Exons: 1
Coding region: 1245-2189 (314 amino acids)
Biological process (GO): G protein-coupled receptor signaling pathway; sensory perception of smell
Cellular component (GO): membrane
Molecular function (GO): odorant binding; G protein-coupled receptor activity; olfactory receptor activity
Source: RefSeq, a predicted model, not a curated record
CCAAAUUUGGUAGUGUUCUAUGUAUUCCUUUGGAAUAAGCUAAAAAUACCAAGAGAGAAGCAAUGUAAAUAGUCAAUUAAAAAUUCUUUACUCUGACUUUGGUGAAGGCCUUUAAAAUAACACGGAGAGCAGAAACCGCAUUAUGAUGCCAGCUCCACAUGUCAGAAGCCAUCAGCUUUGAAAUAUAUGCGUAUGCAUUUAGUGUCAUAUUUUUUUCUUUUGAGACUGAACUUCCUGUCUUUAGAGAAUUGACUACACAAUUAAUACCUAUAUCUAAUCCCCAUAGUUCCCCAAUCCUCUUGAAGGAAAACUAAGUAAAAGUACCUCAACAUAUAUUAGCUCAGACGUUAUCUCAGAUUUAAUAAACAGGUAAUUCAACUUUACACCACAUUUUUAAAAAGAUGAAAUUUUUAUUUUAAUUUUUUUAACUCCCAAAUGAACCCAUUGCCAUCGAGUCAACUCCAACUCACAGCACCCCCAAAUGAGAAACCCUAAUAUUAAAGAAAAUGAUAGACUACACAGGUAAGAUACUCUCUGGGAAGGACAUUCUAAGGAUUUAGUACUGUUAGGCACUGGGGUGGAGAAAUACCGUAUCUGCUAUUAAAUGGCAUUAAUUUGAUAUGUGUGCCGUUCUUGUAACAAGAACAACCAUUUCGUUCACGUUAGAAAAUUAUAAAAUUCUUAAGUUUAUAAUCGUUGUCAAAGUAUUGCUUAGCUGUAAUUGCCAAAAUUUUUCCUACUUAGGGUUACGUUUCACAAAAGCUAUCUCCGACAGUAAUGUAUGUAUGCAUUUUGUAGAGAUGGCUGUGCAGAGUGAUUUUAAGGGAGAGAAAAUAAUAUGCUUGAGAUAAAUCCACAUAAUUGUACAGAGAAUCUGAGAGACUUCAGCAAGAAUAUUUCUAUCCUUUACUUUUGAUUCUGGGCUGGCAUACAAAGAAGGGAACAGCCAACGUUAUAUUUGCAGAAGCUGAACUGGAGUCUGUGGACUUAGGUAAGUGAUUUAAAAGCUCUCCAACCCAGCUUCAAUACAAUCGCUUGUUAAAACAAAAUAUAUUUUCCAGUAGUACUCUAAUUUUCCUCUUUCUUCAGUCAUUUCAUUUACUAUUCUAUGUUAUCCUAGGUUUUUAUUUAUUUUUUUCCAUUUAUAAACAUCCUCAUUGACAUUUCAACUUCUUCCUGUAAAGUUUUGGAGAGGGAAAUAUUUACACUUGAUCCAAAGUUUAAACAAAACAUAUUUGUAACAAAUGACUGGAAAAAACCAUACCUCACUGACUGAGUUCAUCUUGCUGGGAUUAGCAGACACCCUGGAGCUACAGAUCACCCUCUUUUUGCUCUUUGUUGUGAUUUACACACUCACAGUCCUGGGGAAUAUGGGGAUGAUCCUGCUAAUCAGGGUGGACCCUCAACUUCACACACCUAUGUAUUUCUUCCUGGCUAACUUGUCCUUUGUGGAUGUUUGCUACUCAUCCACCAUCACCCCAAAGAUGCUGGUAGAUCUAUUGUCUGAGAAGAAAACCAUCUCCUUUGCUGGCUGCUUCCUGCAGAUGUAUUUCUUUAUUGCCCUGGCAAAAACUGAAUGCAUCCUCUUUGGGUUAAUGGCCUAUGACCGCUAUGUGGCCAUAUGUAACCCACUCCUUUACUCCUUAAUCAUGUCCAGGACAGUCUGCCUUAAAAUGGCAGCUGGGGCCUUUACAGCAGGAUUGCUGAACUCCAUGGUUAACACAAGUUAUGUAAGCAGCUUACCAUUGUGUGGUUCCAAUAUCAUCCAUCACUUCUUCUGUGACAGCCCCCCUCUUUUAAAGCUCUCUUGUUCUGACACACACCUGAAUGAAAGCAUCUUUUCCACUUUUGCUGGUGUGAAUAUGGUCGGUGCUCUGCUGGUCAUCCUUAUGUCCUACUCCUACAUUCUCUUCCCCAUCUUUCGUAUGCAUUCAGGGGAGGGGAGGGGCAAAGCAUUCUCAUCUUGUGCAUCCCACUUGACUGCUGUAAUUCGGUUCUAUGCAACCUCCAUCUAUACUUAUUUGAGACCCAGUUCUAGCUACUCCCUGAGUCAGGACGAAGUGGCUUCCGUGUUCUACACAGUGGUUAUCCCCAUGCUGAACCCUCUGAUCUACAGCCUAAGGAAUAAGGAAGUAAAGAAGGCUUCAUGGAAUGUGAUUACCAGGAAAAGAAUCCCUUCCUUUAUGUGAUUGUGUGGGUAAUUUUCCAAAAUAAGUGGAGUAUUUAAUUAACCUUCAAAGCCUAGUUCAAGCAUACUGGUGUUCAUUAAAGUAUUUUCAAAGUAAAUACAUUCUGUAAAUACUCAAGUAUCUAUAUCCAAUCAUGGAUAAUAUAGAUUAAAACACCAGCACGGGACUACAGGAUCUUCAUCUUAUAAUCAUUGUAUAACUUCACUGGGUCCUUACCAAUACAGUUUAUUCAUAAUGAAAUCUUGGCCAUGGAAAUUAAGGGAUUAAAUGUUUAGAAAUAAAAGUCACAAUGUUAUAAAACCUACCAUGUAGGAUAUUCUGGACUAUUCAUUCAUUGUUUCUCUUAUGUAUUUAUUUUCACCACUUUUAAAAUAAUUGUUUUCUUUAUGUCAUAUAUUUAAAAAAUGCUUUUAUAUUAUAAUGGAUUUUCUUUUUUGAUUUAUUGAUAUUCCUUAUGGAGAGAGUUGCUUAAAUCAAAUUUCAGAGCUAUAGUUUUAUUAAAAUGUGAAACUUCCAAACAUUUAUUUCUCUUUUCCCACCUAUGUUUACAUGCACAUUAAUUAAAGAAUACGUAUGAGUUUGUAUAAAAAUAUGCCAUCAAGAAAACUGCUGACUGAUUAAAUUCAUGAAUUACAGUACU